Molecule: messenger RNA, 933 nt
Organism: Ectocarpus sp. CCAP 1310/34
Lineage: Eukaryota; Phaeophyceae; Ectocarpales; Ectocarpaceae
Source: the annotation of a GenBank genome assembly
AUGUACAGCUGCUCGCGAGACACUACCGUGAGGCAGUGGAAUCGAUCUGGGAUCUCGGCGCUUCGGGUAUUUGAAGGCCACGACCUUGCCUGUACGGCGAUAGCGCUCAGCGAAGGUGAUGUGCCAUCCCAACGCAAGAUCUUGCCCGCUCGUCAAUCCAUCCUUUCGAAACUGUUUCACGACGACGACCCGCCGCCCUACGAACACUCCCUGGAAGACGAGAAAGCCCUCUACUCCGGAUCUCGGGACACCAGCAUACGCGCAUGGGACGUCCAAACGGGACAGUGCAUCUCCUCGGCAAAGGUGCCACGCAACCUGGUCACUUGCCUCAAGUGCCUCUCGGGGGAAUUGUCUUCUUCCGUAGCGCAAGGAGGGGAAGACUUGAAGCUCAGGGUGUGGGACGCUCGAGAGGGGGGGCUGAGGCCUUCGAUGACCAUCGACGGAUACACCUUUUUCCCGCUAUGGGACCUGCGGAGCCCGGGAAUUCCCGUGAGGGAGUACACCGGGCACACUCAGGACACCACCGCCUGCGUGUUUGUAACUUCGAAGGAAGGGGGAGAUGACGGGAGUGGGGUAGAAGAGAACGGCUAUGGUGUGUCGCCCUCCCCAUCGACUUCACUGUCCGCUCCUUCCUCCCGCGGGAUGAUCGCUACGGCUUCGAAGGACGGGACUGUCAAGAUCUACGACCUUGCUGACGGAAGCAUUCUGGUAGAUCACGUAGAACCCGAGUGUGGCGGGUAUACCGGCCUUGCCAUUCAGCGCGACUCGAGGACGGGGGCCCCCGUCUUUUACGCGUCAACCAUCACGGGGGGAUUGUACGCGUUACGGCUGGAAGAGGAAGUGGCGACGGCGGCGCAAAGCCAAACGGAGCUGCAAGAGGGGGGGCUACGGUUACGUUGCGUUGGCUUUGUGCGUGGCAACCCCAUCUUGUGA